AUGGGUAAAAUGCCAAGGAAAACAUUUGAAAAACAAAAGGAAAAGCAAACAACAGAACAUGGAAUUAUGACUGAUUACUUCACUUGUCCCAAAUGGAACCUUAAGGGAAUGAAAAAGUCAGCUGUACUCAAGCUUGAUGAUUAUGAUUAUGUCAACGUGCUUGUUGUCUACUUCCAAAUGGAAGAGAGACAAUCAUGGCGCCAAAAGUUAAUUGAGAUGUUUGGUUGUAUGUGUGGCUUGGAGAAGGAAAUUCUCUCCCAACUUCUGUGUUCUGUCUUGGCUACAGAACUGGCAAUACAGACUAUGAACAGGAAGGUGGGUGCUUCAAUGCAGCGGUACUGUGCAGUAUUAAUGACCAUGAUUUUUUCAACUGGAGAAUCUGUUCCAUUUCCCUUUUAUGACCAAGUAAAUGAUUCAUUUGUGCAGUUCCUUAUUGAUGCCAUUGAAAGCGCUGAAGAUGAUGAAGAGUUAGCGGAGACCUUUGUGCCUCUUAAACUCGCAUUUAACCAACGCUUUGUUGAUUUCCCGAGUAACAUCGUAAUGAGAGUCUUGGCAUCUCGCAGCACUGCCAAAACACUGAGUGAGAAGAUCAUGUUACUUAUCAACAGAGAAGAGGAUCCCACUGCCUAGUUCCAAUAUCCUCGAAGUUCUCCUGAUUCAGUGCUCAAGUUUGUGACAGACAUCUUUUCGUCUCAAGAUACUUCGGAGUUUUUUUACACCUCAGAUAUGAAAAUCCUGAUAGAGAUUGUUCUACGACAGCUGACGGAUCUUUCUCCUGGGGCUGGGAUGAGAACGUAGUACAUAUCAUUACUACAUCAAAUCCUGUUGAAUUCUAACUACAGUGAACACAAACAUCAGGCCAGUGAACUCCUCACUUGUCUGACGAGAAUCAGAAAGGAAGAAGAAAAAGAAGGCGAACAAGACAGACCUAUUGCCCAAGAAAUACUCAAACACUCGUCGAAAUAUUUUUAAUUUUCAGUUGGGCGUCGGAAGUAACCUGGGAUCGCUUUGGUUUGGUUUUUCUUUGCUCUCUGAUUGGUCUAGACAACUCACGUCAUACAUACAACCAAUCAGGUGCAAUCUGUAGUUAAUGACGCUUUGACCUCUCGCAUUUUCCCGCGUAUGCCUUUACUUUGAGUUCUGAGAUAUUUUCCUUUGCCUUGAUUGAUCGAUACGAUCAUUUUGGUGUUAGCCUUGCAACAACCAACCCAAAGGUCCUUUAGAAUGAAAUUAUGCUUAUUCAACUGUUUUUUACAUAUUUUUGCUGCAGACUUUAAAU
Messenger RNA from Stylophora pistillata, 1279 nucleotides. Its product is annotated as NCK-interacting protein with SH3 domain-like. NCBI's taxonomy places the organism in Eukaryota, Metazoa, Cnidaria, Anthozoa, Scleractinia, Pocilloporidae. Gene Ontology annotation, molecular function: Arp2/3 complex binding. The record is from RefSeq and is a predicted model, not a curated record. Gene Ontology annotation, biological process: endocytosis.